AUGGUCCUGGGGCGUCACAGGGGUCUUGGAGAUGGAUCCCAGAGGGGACUGGGGGCUAGGAGGUUCCCUGAAGGGGUCCCAAAGGGGGCUGGGAUUUCCUGAAGGGGCUGCCAGUUGUGCCCCCCAAACCUGGCAGCCCCCCUGUGUCCCAGCAGACCUGGGGCAGGGGCUGGGGCGCCUGGUUCAGACUCUGAAGGAUCAGCUGCCGGUGGUGGGGGGCGGCUGGGGGGGCUGGACUCCCCCAGGGCUCCCCUCGGGCCCGCGCCCCCCUGAAGAGGCCGAUGUGGUGGUGGUGGGAGGCGGCGUGGUGGGCUGGUCAGUGGCUUUCUGGCUGAAGGCACUGGAGGGCCAGCGGCACGGCAUGAGAGUGCUGGUUGUGGAGCGGGACCCCACGUAUUCCAGAGCCUCCACAGUGCUGUCAGUGGGGGGGAUCCGGCAGCAGUUUUCUCUCCCAGAAAAUAUCCAGAUGUCCCGCUUUUCUGCCUCCUUCCUCCGCAACAUCAAUGAGCAUCUUGGGGUGCCCAACAAGUCCCCCAUCGACAUCCAGUUCCAGCCCUCAGGAUACCUGUUCCUCGCACCCCUGGAGCACGCAGCAGGGCUGGAGGCCACUGUUCAGCUUCAGAGGGAGGAGGGGGUGCAAGUGGCCCUGCUGUCCCCCACCCAGCUGAAGGAGAAGUUCCCGUGGAUUGAUACAGAGGACGUGGCUGUGGCAUCCUACGGUCUGCAGGACGAGGGUUGGUUCGACCCCUGGACACUACUCCAGGCGUUCCGGCAUAAAGCCAUGUCCCUGGGGGUGCUGAGCUGCUCCGGGGAGGUGCGAGGCUUUGUCACCUCGGCCAAGGAUGCGAUGGUUCCGCAGGGAUCGUCUGCAGUGACUGCACGCAUCAGAUACGUCCACGUUCACAUGCCGGACAGCCGGGAAUACCAGCCGGUCGCCUGUGCCAUCGUUGUCAACGCGGCCGGCGCCUGGGCUGGGGAGCUGCUGGGGGCAGCAGGGCUGCCAGAGGGGCUCUGCCAGCCCCCUCUCCCCAUCCAGCCCAGGAAGAGGUACGUCUUCUCCUGGCACUGCCCUGAUGGCCCCGGCUUCUCCUGCCCGCUCCUUGUCGACACCACCGGUGCUUACUUCCGCCGCGACGGUAUCGCUGGCAACUACCUGGGCGGCAUGAGCCCCACUGAGGAGGAGGAGCCGGAUGCAGGCGACCUCUUGGUGGACCACAACUUUUUCCAGGAGCAAGUCUGGCCACGGCUGAGUCGGCGUGUGCCAGCAUUCUCCUCACUCUGUCUGCGCAGCGCCUGGUCUGGCUACUACGACUACAACACCUUUGACCAGAACGGGGUGCUAGGGCCACACCCCAAACUGAACAACUUGUUCCUGGCUGCUGGGUUCAGUGGGCACGGGCUGCAGCACGCUCCCGCCACUGGCCGUGCUGUGGCCGAGCUGGUGCUGCGGGGCCGCUAUGAGAGCCUGGACCUGCGGCGGCUGGGCUGGCAGAGGCUGGAGGAGGGCAAACGGCUGGAUGAGAAGGGGGUAGUCUGAUAGUGGACGGAACCCCUUCCCGAGCCAGAGCAGCGGGGCCCUGCAGAAAUGUCACACUUCUCACCUGGCCUGGCUGAUUUUGGCCACUAAAACCGAGCAGUUGGACUCCAAAAUCGCCUCCUCAGGGAAAGGGAAACGAGAAGAAAAAGACUUGUGGGUUGGAAACGAGAACUGAUGAUGAAAACUAUGAUGAAAAUGAUAAAAAAAAAUGAAAUUAUAAAAAUAAGGAAAUAAUAUCAAUAAAAUACACACAAAUAUCU
Molecule: messenger RNA, 1797 nt
Organism: Cuculus canorus (common cuckoo)
Lineage: Eukaryota; Metazoa; Chordata; Aves; Cuculiformes; Cuculidae
Gene: FOXRED1
Product: FAD dependent oxidoreductase domain containing 1
Exons: 9
Coding region: 32-1537 (501 amino acids)
Cellular component (GO): cytoplasm
Molecular function (GO): oxidoreductase activity
Source: RefSeq, a predicted model, not a curated record